AUGAGUUAUCAGUCAUACCUCAAAUCCACCGCAGCGUAUGCCAACAACAAAAGUCCACCCUCCGGCUCUAUCCAUCGAAAACCUCCUCCCGGUUCAGCACUGUCCACCACCCCCUCCGGCUCAUCGGUCCAUAGCACUCUGAAAUGCAAUGCUACUCCCAGCUCAACCAUCAACCCUCCACUCACGCCUGCAUCAUCCACGAGCUCCCCAGCAAACCCCUCCGCUCCCAAAAUACCACCUUCCGGCCCUAACGUUCCUACCCCCGAGCCAACUCGCACAUCUCUGACCAAAGAACAAAUUGACGCUGCGUUGAAAGCAUGUUUGGAUCUACAAAAUACUGCUACUGCAUUGCACGAGAAACGGCCUUUUGCAGCCUUGCUUCUGGGGCCUAACAACUCUACUGUCCUCCUUACGCACUUCUCCAUCUCUCAUGUCCAGCACGCAGAGACCGAGCUUGCCCGGCUAGCGACGAUCCACUUCUCACAGAAAUACCUUGCUGCAUGCACCCUUGUGUCGACUUGGGAACCAUGCGCUAUGUGCACAGGGACACUGUACUGGAGCAAUAUCGGACGCCUGGUCUAUGCUGCCAGCGAAGAGAAGCUGAAAGACUUGACAGGUGGUAACAACAAAGAAAACAUGACGAUGUCAUUGCCCUGUCGGGAUGUGCUCAAGGCCGGUCAGAAGGAUGUGGAGGUCAUUGGACCGGUCGAGGGCUGGGAAGAGAAGGUUGUUGAAGAGAGCGGUAAAUGGUGGAAAGAACAUCAGUCAACGGAUUCUGCAAGGAGAUUGAGAGAAGGCAGUGUGAACGGAAGUGAGAAGCCGGGAAGCCUAUCAAGUAUGCGUCACGGCACUCCAACCACGUGGACAGGAGAAGAAACCGUCCUCAGCAGCAUCGAUGAUGAGGGUGAAUACAAAGCAGAGCUUGAUAUUGACUGGAUGAGGUAA
Fonsecaea multimorphosa CBS 102226 is the source of this 945-nucleotide messenger RNA. RefSeq lists its product as uncharacterized. The record is from RefSeq and is a predicted model, not a curated record. The transcript has a single exon. Gene Ontology annotation, biological process: purine nucleoside catabolic process. Lineage: Eukaryota; Fungi; Ascomycota; Eurotiomycetes; Chaetothyriales; Herpotrichiellaceae. Bases 1 to 945 code for a protein of 314 amino acids. Gene Ontology annotation, molecular function: guanosine deaminase activity.